Molecule: messenger RNA, 1305 nt
Organism: Cladocopium goreaui
Lineage: Eukaryota; Dinophyceae; Suessiales; Symbiodiniaceae
Source: the annotation of a GenBank genome assembly
AUGCUUCACUCGCGCAGCGCGGCACUCUGUCUGCUUGUGGCUGCAGUUGCUGGCUGCGAAGACAUGUCACUAUUGCAGUUUUCGCAGACAGGUCUUCAAGACUCCGGAACCAACGGCACUGUGGCCGCGGCGAAGCCGGGUGACAAGCGGUACGCACCGGACCAGGUAGCACAGCUGUUGGUGCCACUGGUCCCAAUGUUCGAUGCUGCGCCAUCUGCGCAGUCCUGGGUGCUGGUUGAGUCUCUUCAGUCCCCGAAAGCUGCGAAAGAAUAUUGGAUCAUGACUGUUUGUUUGAUUCUCCUGAUAUUGCUAGCCAUCAGUCCUAUUGCAUCAAAGAAGGUCUUACAGUCUUGCUGCUCGUCAUGCUCCUUGGCGUGCUCCGAAGUCAUGGGGGUCUCUUUGAGUGACCGAAGGUCCUACCUGACGAGUUUGGUCUCUGUGAAGGUCUUUGUAAAGGAAACCAUCAACCAGGGCUUUCCCUAUCCGGAGUCGAUCACCGCUAUGCAUAUGUUGGGGGUUUGCUUGGUCACUGGAUCGUUGCAGCGGCCCCACAUCAAGGAAGCCCUGGCCGUGCUGCCUAUAUCUUUACUCCACGGCGCCUCCUUGAUGACCAACAACACCGCCCUGCUGUAUGGGGGAGUGGCCUUUGUCUCCAUGAUUUCAGCGAAUAUUCCUUUCAUCAUAUUCCUCCUGGAAGUUGGCAAAAAGAAGCGCACCAUGGACUGUGCUUCGGUCGCCGCAGUCCUGUUGGUAUGCUGCGGAAGUAUCUUCUGUGUUUAUGGUGAGCCCGCCGCCUCGGUCUCUGCCUUUCUGCUGGCCUCGGCCUCCGCCCUUCUGGGCGCCAUGCGGGCGGUGUGGCAGCACGAAGUCGUGGUGAUUAGCUUGAGCCCGCUGAAUAUGGUAUUUUGGAAUGGUUUCUGGUCCUUCUGCAUCUCUGUGCUACUGAUAGCUUCCAACGAACGCACCAAGGCCUUCAGGAGUCUCCCCGGCGCCAGCUCGGAUGCCAAAUGGGCACUCCUGGCCUCCGCGGUGACGGCAGUGGUAUUGAACAUCACUCAGUGGUAUGCUGUGCAAAAGUUGGGCGCAUUGAUGCAGAGCAUGAUCGGCAACCUCAAUCUUAUUCUGGUUAUGGCUCUUUCAGGCGCUUAUUUGCAAGAGCAUGUGACCUUUGCACAGUAUGUGGGUGUGUUGCUGCUGUCUUUGGGCACCUUCUGGAACAAGGCUCGGGAGAUCAUGAAGGAGCAGGCGGAGCAGGGCUCUCAAGACGGGAGCUGCGCAGAAAUUCAGACAGGCCAUGAUAAAUGA